UGUGUACAAAGCACGCUGCGGUUACGACUAGUCAGGCUGAGUGCGCGCUGUUAUGUGACCAUAUCGCAAUGAUAUUCGCACAUCGAAAAGUACUUGCAAGUCUAUGAUUGGCGAAUAUUUGAACUGAUCACGUGUUCCUAGAGAACUGGUCCAAUUAUAAUCGGAAUUGCUAUGAUUCGAAUGUUUCUGUUCGCACUAUCAACGUAGAUAUGCAGAGGCAAACACUCUCGAAUGGUGGACGUAGUCAAAGUCUUUACGCGUCUCUCAUAUAUUCACGAAGCAUCCGUGACAAAACGUGUUAUAAAAUCAUAGUUAUGUAUCUUUAGUUCCUAUUUAAUCUAUGAAACCAAACUGCUACGAAUAUGUGUGUAUAUGGGUGUUAAUAAGAGUUAAAUAACCACGAAUACUAGGAGAAUGUUGUGUUCCUAUGCUUUCAUUAUCUUACUGGAUAUUAUAAAUAAAUUUCAUCUUCAGCUGAACUAGUUUCUGCUUAUGAGAAAGAGCUCAUCUCACCAGCGUUCUUAGAAGGGACGAAAUGAGACAGCGCCAUAGCUAACCAACAGCUGGCCUAGAGGGCCUAGAGCGCCUUGAGUACUAGAGAAAAAGAUUGCAGCACUGGAAAACUGGAAAGAAAGGAAGCACUUGUGAUACACAAAUCAGAAUGGGACAGGAUCAGAGCACAAACACAAUUACUGCAAAAGGAUGAGGAAUAUAGUGAACAGCAGCAUAUGUUACAAGAAAAAUUAAAAGAGAAAUCAAAAUUAAUGAUAAAAGAUUGGGAAAAUACAUUGCAGAAUAUGCAAGAACGAAGGUUAGCAGCUAGUAAAGCAAGACUUGAAGCUAUUGAGAAGAGGAGGAUUGAUGCCCAAAAAGCAUUUAGAAAGGAGCAAGAAGCAGAGAGAAGAGAGUAUCUUAAGAAGUGUCAAAAAUCCCUGUUUUACAACCAGGACAACGUUAAAGUCCUGAAUCAAGGCCUCAGAUUUUCAGAGAUCCUAAGAGUACGAGAGGCACAGAUUAAAUACAAUGAGAAAUUAAAGGCACUGGAAGAGAAGAAAAAAGAGGAAUAUGCAGAGAAAUGUAAAGAAGAUGUAGAACGAUAUAAGAAAGAGAAACAACUAGAAGAGAGGAAGAGGACUGAAAAGAUGAACAAGAAUAAAGAAGAUUUACUAGCACAAAUCAAAGAAAAAAAAUGGAUAAAAGUGGAAGAGGAGCAGAGAAAACAACAGGAGAGAGAAGCUCUAAUAAACAUGAGAAAAGAAAUUGAAAUGGCAGAGAAAUCUGCAGAAGAUGAGAUUGUUAAGAAGAAGGAAACUUUCAGACAACAGAUCAAGGAUUUUCUGGACAAAGAGAAAGAGUUCAAAGAAACAAAGAAACAUGAAGAAGAGCUAGAACAGAAACUUAUUGAAAUAUAUGGAAGGUCCAAACGAAAAAUUGAAAAAAUGCAGAAAGAUAAAGUAGAGGAACUUAUAAAUGAUUCACUAAGCAGGAAAGAAAAAGUCAGAGAUUAUCUAGCUCAGCUCAUACAGAAAAAGGAAGAUGAUGACAAUGCAAUAAUAGAGAGAGCAGCCGCAGAAAAGAAGGCAAUAGCAGAGGAGAAGAGACUGAAGAAACUAGAACAUGAGAAGUACUUAAAAGAGGAAAUGAUAAAAUCUUAUAAAGAAUUCUUGAAACAGGAGGCACAAUCCAAGAAACACAAACAAGAAUUAAGGAAACUGGAAAUAAUACAGAGAUUAAAGGAGAAUGAAGCCAACCAAAAAAUUUACAAAGAGAGCUAUGAGAAGAACAUUAAAGAUGCAGAAGAAACCCAAAACAGUUAUGAAAAACAAAUUAAAGAAAAGGAGGAGGUUAUUAGGAAAGACCGUGAAGAAGAAAAGAAAGCUCUCAGACAGACAUUGAAAGUGUAUGAUGAAGAUAAGAAGGCUUUCUUCGAUUAUGCUGAUGAAAUUAUAGAUGAGUCAAAAAAGAAAGGGCGUAAUCUGUAUCCAAUAUUGCGUGCCAUACAGGAUUAUAAGAAGAAAAGUGGCCUCACCAGAAGUCAGAAGAAUCCAGCUAUGACAGAAUCCAAGAUAACAUUUGGUCCACAAGCAGAGAAAACACAACCUUGAUCCUGGGGAUACCGUGUACCAUUUGCAAUGCAGAAAUAAUUACCGAGAAAUUCUAAAGUGAAGUCAUAAAAUCUGUUAACAAUUUCACAUUUAUACAUUUAUGAUUCUUAUACAUACCUUACAUGUUAUGCCUGAUGUCUGACAUAACAGUCUGUUCAGAAUUCUAAGAAUGCUUCUAAUAUCACAAAAGAGAAUUUAGUUAGGAAUUAAAAGGAACUGUUGAAACCAUUAAAGAAAUCAGAGAACAUAAAAUACUUUAAGAAUAAUGUAUUUCUUUUAAGUCACAAUUUAUAAGUAAAAAAUGAGAAAUAGAAAACUGAGCAGUAUCUUCAGAUUGAAAUACAAUACUGUCAGAUUUACGCUGUUACCAUUGUACAUCAAUGUCCUUCAAUGUUGAAACAUUCAAAAUAAAAUAUAUCAUACAGACACACUUUAAACUGAGAACUGUUCUCACUCAGUCCCAUUAAUUAAUUAAUUAAUGUUGACAGUUGUAUAAUACUACUACAGAGUAAUAUACAACACAAAUAAUAAUGAAUAUUCUUUACAUUUAGGUAACAGCAACAUCAGUAAACUACGAGGAACUUAGAUGAAUGGGUGUGCAGGAACAAAAUCCUAUUUUACAGGACAUAAGACAAAACUGUUUCCUUUUCUAUAAGUCAACAGACUAGAAUACUGCAUUGCAUUCUUGUUAUUUGAAACAUUUCUGCCACUAUAAAAUAUACGCUCAUUCAUAUUUAAAGUAGGAAUUGGAACCAACCUGGGUAAUGUGAAAAACCACUCUGGUUAACCUUAAGUGAUUCAAACCGAUGUUUCAGUUGGUUCAAGUCUAUAUGAACUUGAGCUAAACCUAACAUGUUAAUAAUCAUUAGAACAAAUCACUUUCUUGUAGUCCUAUAUCCAUCAGCUGAAGUCCACACAGCCUUGAAUUUGGCAAGAUUUUUAUCAGAAUCUACAGGCAAUCACAGUACUGUGAAAAGAACCAAAACCAAUAUUUAACUAAACCUGAAACAAACUUGGUUGGUAAUAAAAAUCUGAAACCUGCCAUAUCAUUUUUAGAAAAAUGAUGCUGCCAACUAAAUCAAUUAACUUUUUGUAUUUCAGAUGUUACACAAAGAACAAGAACCACUGUCUGCAUUCUGAAAGCAGAUGUGUACACACAAUCAUGCAUAUACAUUUUUAGGAAUAAGGUAACCCUAGCUUUGGUCUGAGUAAAGUUUCUAACUUACAGAAUCU
Messenger RNA from Cryptotermes secundus, 3338 nucleotides. Its product is annotated as golgin subfamily A member 6-like protein 22. The transcript has 10 exons. NCBI's taxonomy places the organism in Eukaryota, Metazoa, Arthropoda, Insecta, Blattodea, Kalotermitidae. The coding region runs from base 729 to 2105 and encodes 458 amino acids. The record is from RefSeq and is a predicted model, not a curated record.